UUGCAAUGAGAGGUAAAUUAGUCGACCUAGUUAGAAAUUGCUCUGACCCGGCUUAUUAACCAAAUAAACCAUUUUAAGAUUUAAAAAAAGGAAAACGAUCCUUGAUCACAAUGCUUGAUGGAGUACUGGACAUAUAUAUUUUUAAGGAUGGCUUCUUUGCCAGAAGGCUCAUUUUCAUUCGGAAAACCCUACAUACCUGAAAUUCAGGCAGAUCGUCUCGCAAUACCAUUAGAAAAGUCACCAUUCCUCUGUGUCAGCAAAGGAGAAACAGUUGAGAAGGUAAAAGUUGAGAGGGAACUGUUGGAAUCUUCAUGGAGGGAAGUGGACUUCUCAGUCCACAACAUGGAGGCACUGGUUGAUUCUGUCACCUCCUACAAGCCCAGCUGUGAUUCUGUAUCUGAGGCCCGGGUUCUGCUGCUAGGCCCGGUUGGGGCAGGAAAGUCCAGCUUCAUCAGCUCUGUUCAUUCUGUCUUCACUGGGAGGGUCACCAACCGGGCCAUGGUUGGAACUUCUUCCACAAGCUUCACGCAAAAGGUAGAGCAGCAGAACAAUGCAAGACAUUUCCAAUCCUUUCCUAUUCGGAGACGUGGAGAGAGUGGUGAUCAGCCAACUGCCUUAGUUCUGUGUGACGCCAUGGGUCUGGGAACGGGAGACAUGACUGGCCUGACCCUCCAUGAUGUUCUGGCUGUAAUCAAGGGCCACUCACCUGAGGGACACAAGUUCAGCUCUGAUCAGGCCUUGAGGGCGGAGACAGUGGGCUAUGUGAAGAAGCCGUCUGCCAGAGAGAAGAUGCACUGUGUGGCCUUUGUGGUAGAUGCCACAAAAAUCAACUCCUAUGGCAAAGGCAUGGGCUUCACCUUCCAGCAGCUCAGAGAACAUAUCAGUGACCUCGGUGUGCACCAGGUUGCAUUGCUGACGCAUGUGGACCAGUUGUGCCCACAAUCAGCUCAUGACAUCACCAAAGUGUACAGAAGCCGGCUAGUGCAGCACACGAUGGAAAAGGCUGCGGCUCUGCUGGGCAUGUCCAUGUCCUACAUCGUCCCAGUGAAGAACUACUCCUGUGAGAUGGAUGUGGAUGAGCACACAAACACCCUGCUGCUCUGUGCAGUCCAGCACAUUCUGCAGUAUGUGGAGCUGUACUUCCAGGACCUUACAGAGCCCAGAGUUGUGUGACACACCUUUGCAUUGAAUUCUCAGAUGCCUUAUGUAGAAGCACAUCGGUGGGUUUAGCUAAAACAGCAUAGAACUUGGAGCAAAAGUUAUUAAGUUUAUUUAUAUAUUAGGUUUAGUUAUUAUGAGUUUGUAACUCUUUGUGUAGGCCUACUAAUAAUUGUCAUUGCGUAUUAUCUGAAAAAAAAUAAACAUUUAGUUCAAACUU
Anguilla rostrata (American eel) is the source of this 1378-nucleotide messenger RNA. RefSeq names its product interferon-induced protein 44-like. The record is from RefSeq and is a predicted model, not a curated record. The transcript has 8 exons. Gene Ontology annotation, biological process: immune response. Bases 118 to 1173 code for a protein of 351 amino acids. NCBI's taxonomy places the organism in Eukaryota, Metazoa, Chordata, Actinopteri, Anguilliformes, Anguillidae.